UCGGACCACGAGCGGCGGGACCAACUUAACAGAUCUGAUCCACGGGGAGAGACUGAGGGUCUGCGUCCGAUAACAAACGUAUAUUCCGGUUCCGGUGUUUCCAGAACACGAGUGGCAGGUCUGGGGAAACAACCAGAGCACCAAAAGAUGUUGCAUAGCUGUGUAUUCAAGGUUGUUCGACAGCUGGUGAGACAUCAGGUGUCUGAUGCCUCCGCCCUUGUACUGGAAAGAUCCUUGAAUCGGGUUCAGUUGCUCGGCCGUGUUGGGCAGGAUCCUGUAAUGCGACAGGCUGAUGGAAAGAAUCCUGUAACAAUCUUUUCAUUGGCUACCAAUGAAAUGUGGCGAUCUGGAGACAGUGAUACAUUUGCAACAGGAGACAUCAGCCAGAAGACAACUUGGCACCGAAUUUCCAUCUUCAGGCCUGGUUUGAGAGAUUUGGCCUAUCAGUAUGUGAAGAAAGGGGCAAGGAUUUACGUGGAAGGGAAGCUCGACUAUGGUGAAUAUACUGACAAAAGCAACGUUCGGCGACAAGCAACAACAGUUGUGGCAGGACUCUGCAGAGAGUGGUGUGGACAGCCCAGCCCAUCUGUAGAUGUGAACUUCCCACUAUUCAGGACAUUUACAGAGACAGGUGUGUAAAAAAGGCCCAAAGGAUCACUGGGGACCUGAGUCACCCCAACCACAAACUGUUCCAGCUGCUACCAUCCGGGAAACUACCGCAGCAUAAAAGCCAGGACCAACAGGCUCCGGGACAGCUUCUUCCACUAGGCCAUCAGACUGAUUAAUUCAUCUGACGCAACUGUAUUUCUAUGUUAUAUUGACUCUCCUGUUGUUCAUAAUAUUUAUUAUAAAUUACUAUAAUUGCACAUUUAGAUGGAGACAUAACAAAGAUUUUUACUCCUCAUGUAUAUGAAGGAUGUAAGUAAUCAAUUCAAUUCAAAAAACUUCACUCACUUAUGCCUGCUGUCACUCUUGAACAUCUGACAUACUGCUAGUGUCUUCCACAGUGAAGACUGACGCAAAAUACUUAUUCAGUUCAUCGGCCAUUUAAUUGUCCCCCCAUUACUAUCUCUCCAGUUCCAUUUUCCAGGGGUCCAAUAUCUAUUCUCUCCUCUCUUUAAACUCUUUAUACUGUAUAUCUGAAAAAAAAACCUCUUGGUAUUCUCUUUGAUAUUAUUGGCUAGCCUACUUUCAUAUUUAAUAUUUUCCCUCAUUAAGGCUUUUUCAGUUGCCUUCUGUUGCCCUUUUUAAAUAAUGGUGCAACAUUAACUCUUCUGGAAUUUUACCUGUGGUGAAAAAUGAAACAAAUUUAGCUGCAAGAUCCUCUAUAUAACUUUUUUUCACUAGCUUCCCAUAAUGCCUGUGGAUGCAUUUGGUCAGGCCCUGGGGAUUUAUCCACUUUGUGCGCUUUAAAGCCGUCAAUACCUCCUCCCUGCUAAUUCUCAGGUGGACUGAGAUGUUACCACUCACUUUCUGAUUUUUCUUUGGCAUCAUUUUAUCCUUGGUAAAAACUGAAGAGAAACAUUCUUUUAAAAUCUUGCUUUGGUUCUACCCACAGGCAGCCAUGCUGAUCUAUCCUUUCCUCAGUCACCCUUCUAAUGUAGGAUUUGGGAUUUUCCUUAACCCUGCCUCCCAGAUCCAUUUCAUACCCUUUCUUUGUCCUCCUGAUUUCCCUCUUAAAUGUACUCCUACACUUCUUAUUGUCAUUGCGGGAUUUACAUGUUCUCAAUUGCCCAAAGCUCUCUUUUUCCUGAUCAGAGUCUCGAUAUCUCUCAUCAACCAGGUUCCACAAACUUGCCAGCCUUGCCCUUUACCUUAGCAGGAACAUGCUAUCCUUGGACUCUUAAUAUCACACUUUUAAAAGCCUCCCACUUGCCAGUUGUUCCUUUAUCAGUAAACAAUCUCACCCAGUCAACCUCUCCUAUACCCCGUCUAAAGCCUCCAACAUUGGCUCUGCCCCAGCUCAGGACCUCCACUUGAAUUACCUUUCUCCAUAAUUAUUUAAAAACAUAAAAAUAUAGUCAGUUGACCCAAAGUGCUCCCUGAAUGACACUUCCAUCAUUUACUCUACCUCAAUCCAAAGAGGAGGUCCAGUGUUGCACCCUUUCCAGUAAAGACCUUUUUAUAUUGAUUAAGGAAACUUACUUGCACAUAUUUAACAAAUUUCACUCUGUCCGAGCCCUUUGCACCAUGGGUGGCCCAGUCAAUAUUAUUCACCAAACUACCUGCGAUUUCUUUGCACAUCUCUCUAAUUCAGCUCCCUGAUGGCCCACAUAUCUCCUUUAAAAUCUCCUCUCACCCUAAAGUUCUGCUCUCUAAUAUCUGACUAUUAGUGAUUGAUGCUCAACUGAAUGGCACCAGCCUAGUUCAUGUGUUCGAUGGCCCUGCACAGAUUUGUCAUGACCACCAGGGGUCAUGGUGUGAGUGUGAGUGGCCCUUUCAGUUCCUGGGCAUGGCUCUGCUUCAGUGUAAAUCCACGCUCCAAGCAGCAGCAACAUUCUGUGUUGUUAAGCCUCUGUGAUUGGAGUUUCAGGGACAGGUUUAUCCUGGAGAUUUAUUGUUGCACUGGGCUUCUGUGAGUGUAGUAUAUUGUUGGUAGUGAAGACAGUCUUCAUGUGGAUUAUUCUGCCCAGUUAGCUAUUUGCAAUAACUACCUACUUUACACAACUUCAUCACCUUUUCCUGCUGUGCCACUGGAAAGUUGCCCAACUGGCAUAUGUGAUUCCAGCCACCAAAAUGUUGUCAUCUUUGGUCAAGGUGAAGGUGGCUCAUGUCCAGCAACACCCAGAUCCUCAAAAGUGAAUUAAAGAUCUCAUUAGUACAACUACAAGGAAAGUAUGCCAAGGUAUUUACUUACUAAGUAAAUUCGGCUUGUCACCGAACAUUCUAAUGAACUUUUACAGAUGUACUAUUGAAUGUGUCCUGACCAGUUGCACCAUGAUCUGGUAUGGCAUUUCCAAUCACAGGAGUGUAAGAAGUUGCAGAGAGUAGUGGACUCUGCCAAAUACAUCUGGCGCAUAUCCAUCUCCAUCAUAGGUAGUGUCUACAGGAGGUGCUGCCUCAAGAAGGAGACAUCAAGAAUCCCCACCAUCCAGGCCAUGCCAUCUUCUCAGGACUAGCAUUGGGCAGGAGGUACAUAAGCCUGAAGUCCCACACCACCAGCUUCAAGAAAAUCUACUUCCUUUCAACCAUUCGUUUCUUGAACUAAUUGGCAAAACCAAUUAGUCUGGCAACACUACAAGCAAUUUAACCACUUUGCAUUAAAAUAAACUUUGUUUCUUUUAUUCUAA
Hypanus sabinus (Atlantic stingray) is the source of this 3290-nucleotide messenger RNA. It is a transcript of the gene ssbp1, whose product is annotated as single-stranded DNA binding protein 1. The transcript has 7 exons. Gene Ontology annotation, cellular component: mitochondrial nucleoid. Lineage: Eukaryota; Metazoa; Chordata; Chondrichthyes; Myliobatiformes; Dasyatidae. Gene Ontology annotation, molecular function: single-stranded DNA binding. The record is from RefSeq and is a predicted model, not a curated record. The coding region runs from base 148 to 639 and encodes 163 amino acids. Gene Ontology annotation, biological process: mitochondrial DNA replication; positive regulation of helicase activity.